AUGGCCAUGGAUGUCCUCUCAAUUAUGAUCACGCAAGCACAACAAAGCGGACUGAUCAAUGGUUUCAGGUUCAAUACUCUCUCACCGCCCCUAACCCACUUAUUUUUUGCAGACGAUUCGCUCCUAUUCGCGGAAGCCAAUGUUACAGAAGCGACAAAUAUAAUACAAGUGUUGAACCUUUAUAAUGGGGCCUCAGGGCAAAGGAUAAAUGUCACCAAGUCUGGAUUAAUCUUUGGAAAGAAUACUGUGAACCGCACUAAAAGGGAUAUUGCGAGCCUCCUGCAUAUGCCCAUUUGGGAACACCCGGGCCAAUAUCUGGGGCUGCCUGCUAUCUGGGGACGGAGCAAAUGUAACUCUUUGGCAUGGGUUAAAGAGAAAGUUAGAGAAAAAAUAGAAGGAUGGAAGGAGACCCUAUUGAACCAAGCUGGCAAGGAGGUCUUGAUUAAAGCCAUUAUACAAGCAAUACCUUCGUAUGCUAUGGCAAUUGUGUACUUUCCAAAGGUUUUCUGUAAUUCGCUGUCUUCCAUGGUUUCUAAUUUUUGGUGGAAGGGGCAAGGGAAGGAGCGAGGGAUUCAUUGGAGAAGUUGGGAAAAACUAACCUUGAGCAAGGAGGAAGGGGGAAUGGGGUUCAGGGAUUUCAGAUUCCAAAAUUUGGCGAUCCUAGCAAAGCAGGCCUGGCGAGUUCUAACGAAUCCAGAGGCACUUUGGGUGCGAGUUCUAAAGUCAAUCUACUUCCCUUCUUCAAAUUUCUUACAUGCUAAGCUUGGCUGCAACCCUUCUUGGAUGUGGAGAAGCCUCCUUGAGGGGAGGGAUUUCAUUACCAGGUUUAGUAGAUGGGCAGUGGGAGGAGGCCAUUCAAUUAAGGUUUGGGGGGACAAUUGGUUGAGUUCCGGUGAUGCACUUAUUCAGCCUACGAAUGCCCCUGAUUUAAUGGUGAGUGAUCUGGUUUCACCUAAUGGAGAGGGUUGGAAUAUUGAUCUCAUUCGUGGCACUUUUCAACCAGAUUUGGCGCUUAAAAUUCUUCAAACUCCGCGAGUCUUCAGCCAAAUCCAAACCAUGGCCCUAGCACAACCAGUCAAGGAAAACACAGUCAAAGAAGAUAACUUGCCACAAACUGUGAGGUCAGUGGAUUGGUUUCCACCCCAUGGAAACAAUCUCAAAAUAAACGUGGAUGCUAGUUGGGUGGCUAACCUGCCACAUGCUUCCAUUGGUGUCUUAAUUCGUGACAAAUUCUCAACGCUCCAAGCUGGCUCAAGUGCCAAGAUUUUUGCCUCUUCCACUUUGACAGCUGAAGCGUGUGCUAUUAGAGAAGGAUUAGUCCUGGAUCACAAUCUGGAUUGCCCACAAGUAGUGCUGGAAUCAGAUAACAAACAAUUAGUGGAGGCUUGCAAUUCAGGUUUCUUGAUUGGUGAAACAAGUGCAAUUUUGCAGGACAUCUCCUACCUAAGAGGACAAUUCCACCGUUGUGAGUUUGUGUGGGCUAAUAGGGAGAGAAACAUAUCUGCUCACCAAGUUGCCAAGCUUUGUAUGGAAGACAAGUUGUUGGGUAAUUGGAUGUUUAAUCCCCCUCAGGAGCUUCGAAGUUCCUUGGUGGAAGAUGCCAAAGCUGCUGCUUUGAAGAAUGGCUUUCCUAAUCACUACUGA
Messenger RNA from Lotus japonicus, 1644 nucleotides. RefSeq lists its product as uncharacterized. Lineage: Eukaryota; Viridiplantae; Streptophyta; Magnoliopsida; Fabales; Fabaceae. Gene Ontology annotation, molecular function: nucleic acid binding; RNA-DNA hybrid ribonuclease activity. The record is from RefSeq and is a predicted model, not a curated record. The transcript has 2 exons. Bases 1 to 1644 code for a protein of 547 amino acids.